AAAACCUUCACUGAGCGCUCAACCCUUAUUCGCCGUCAGUGGAUCCACACUGGAGAGAAACCCUAUGAAUGCUGUGAGUGCGGGAAAACUUUUACUCUGAGAUCAGGCCUUAUUACACAUCAGAGGAGCCACACAGGAGAGAAACCUUAUGAAUGCUGUGAGUGAGGGAAAAUCUUCACUGAGCGCUCAACCCUUAUUCACCAUCAGAGCCACACAGGAGAGAAACCUUAUGAAUACUGCAAGUGCGGGAAAACCUUCACUGAGCGCUCAACCCUUAUUCACCACCAGAGAAUCCACACAGGGGAGAAACCCUAUGAAUGCUGUGAGUGCGGGAAAACCUUUGCUUUGAGCUCAGGCCUUAUUACACAUCAGAGGAUCCACACAGGGCAGAAACCUUAUGAAUGCUGUGAGUGUGGGAAAACCUUCUCUCAGAGCUCAGGCCUUAUCGUCCAUCAGAGGAUCCACACAGGGCAGAAACCUUAUGAAUGCUGUGAGUGCGGGAAAACCUUUGCUCGGAGCUCACACCUUAUUCACCCUCAGAGGAUCCACACAGGGCAGAAACCUUAUGAAUGCUGCGAGUGUGCGAAAACCUUCUCUCAGAGCUCAGGCCUUAUCAUACAUCAGAGGAUCCACACAGGAGAGAGACCCUAUGAAUGCUGUGAGUGUGGAAAAACCUUUGCUCAGAGCUUAGGCCUUAUUACACAUCAGAGGAUCCACACAGGGGAGAAACCUUAUGAAUGCUGUGAGUGUGGGAAAACCUUUGCUCAGAGCUCAGGCCUUAUUACACAUCAGAGGAGCCAUACAGGAGAGAAAACCCAAUGAAUGCUGUGAGUGCGGGAAAUUCUUCCAUCGCAGCUCUUCUCUUAUUUAUCACCAGAGAAGCUGCAAGGGAGAUAAACACCAUGAAAAUCUUGUCUAGGGCUCAGAAAAGAUUUUUUUUUCCUUUUCCUAAUU
This is a messenger RNA of Caretta caretta (loggerhead turtle), 954 nucleotides long. The record is from RefSeq and is a predicted model, not a curated record. Lineage: Eukaryota; Metazoa; Chordata; Testudines; Cheloniidae.